GACUCGAGACGAUGGCUGUGUUAUUUAACGCCACUCGUUUAGCAACUCGCUCUAGGAUUGGUUUGUAUUCACCCACUAUACGCGCGGUUCACUCCGUUGGCCUUGUUGAAUUCGUCCGACACGAACUAUUCCAUUCGGAUUAUUAUCAUAUGAAGUUUCUGACAUUCCUGUUGAAUUCCACACACUGCUCGUUUGGUUUACCUUGGGACAUGUCGAUCGCCGCCACGGCCCUGGUUUUGCGAUCCUUAGUCUUUUCACCCUUCUAUAUUUAUGCGGAGAAAAAUUAUACGAAAGUUCUGUACAUUGCUAUUGAUUGUGCGAAGUCCAGGAGCCAACUGCAUGAGAAAAUUAAGCAAACUACCUCAUUUCAAAAACUCAGUUCCCGGACUGCUGACCGGUAUUUAGAAAGUAUGUCGCGGCACGUCUUUAUCAAAACAUGUCGAGCGAAUAAUUGUCAUCCCUUGAAAUCAUUCGCGACGACUAUCGUUCAACUUCCUUUCUGGUUAUCUUUCACUUUCUGCUUACGGAACAUAUGUGGGAUUUCAACAUCUCCCAAUGACGUGUGGACUCCUCUGGUUCCCGAUCUCGUCACAGAAGGCCUCAAUGUUGCGUGUGCCCACUGGUUGCUACCGAUGUGCCUCCUGUUGACAGGCUUAGCCAACAUCGAACUCAUGCAUCUGCGCACACCUCGGUCAAAUCUGUGGAACUUCAGACUUUCGCGAGGUGCCGGAUGGUUCGGGAAUCUCGUAAUCUUUUACUUCUCACUCUUCGUCCCCAAAGCUAUUGUGGUGUAUUGGACUACGUCGGCUAUCCACCAAUUUAUCACGCAUCUAUUGGUGAUGCAUCCCUGGAUGCGCGAACGAUUUGGCAUCAGGCUGCGACCCACUGAAGGAAUUCAUCCCUAUCGGGUCCUUCUUCAAACCGCAAUAGAUCGCUAUGCUCUUCUUCGGUGGUUUCGGUUGAAAAGACUGUGAUAUAAAAGAUAGCUCUUUCAUUCUGCAACUCCAAUGUAAAAAUUCCCCAAGAAAUCCCCAUUCCCACUCACGCUUGAGGCGUGUUUUUGCAACGCAGAAAUGAGCUUCAGACGCCUUCCAUUGAACUACUGAAAGCCAUUUUCUGCUGCAAAUUGUCGGUGUUUAUCGAUUGAUUGUCCCUUGUUUCACCUCUUUUGAACCACGUCAUGACUUGUAGGCCCAUUUCCUCGGUUUAUUUGUCUUCCCUUGAGUUUGGCAAUAACCAUCUGAAUGAGCAAAAUAAUCAUUAACACAUAAAUUUAUGCUUUAGACUUGUGUUUUUGAAUGAUUCCGAGUGCUACAGCAAGCUUUCUC
This is a messenger RNA of Dicrocoelium dendriticum, 1328 nucleotides long. The record is from the annotation of a GenBank genome assembly. NCBI's taxonomy places the organism in Eukaryota, Metazoa, Platyhelminthes, Trematoda, Plagiorchiida, Dicrocoeliidae.